Echinococcus granulosus is the source of this 1605-nucleotide messenger RNA. RefSeq lists its product as hypothetical. Gene Ontology annotation, biological process: actin filament polymerization. Gene Ontology annotation, molecular function: microtubule binding; actin binding. The transcript is spliced from 3 exons. The record is from RefSeq and is a predicted model, not a curated record. Gene Ontology annotation, cellular component: actin filament; cytoplasm. Lineage: Eukaryota; Metazoa; Platyhelminthes; Cestoda; Cyclophyllidea; Taeniidae. The coding region runs from base 1 to 1605 and encodes 534 amino acids.
AUGCGUCGCUCCACACCUGGAGUCUUUAGCGGUGUUGAGCCUCACACGCCACGAGUGUGUGGUUCUAAAUCAAAUUCUUCGUUUCGCGCGAAUUCUGAUGAUUCUAGACGUUGUAUUCCUCCACCUGUGCCUUGCCGAAAUCAGCCCCCUCCUCUUCCACCUAAGCACCACCUCCGUAAGAACACUGGAGUUGAGUUUAACAAGCACAGAGAACCUCUUGAACCCUUGGAUUCUUAUGGGAAGUAUGUUUACGAGUCAAUAAGUGAUUCUAAUGUGUCCUCGCGUUCAAAUCGACAUCUGCCGCUUCCGCGAUCCUAUGCAACUCGCAAUUUCCCUCAGUCCAGCACCACUUCGCCUUUUGGAUUUCGUUCAGUUUCUCCCCACACGAUUGGAUUUAAUUGCGGUGGUAGGAAUGUAUCUGGUCAUGCGCCUUACGAUGCCAGAACCUUUAAAUAUCCGUUUUCUACACCCUUCGCUUUUGACCCCAAUUCCGAGCUGUUAAAGGGACCAUGCACGUGCAGUUUAGGAGCAGGAGGAGGCAAAAAACUGUCAUUCAACUCUAGCAACCAAAGUCCUGUGUGGUCCAAAAUGCCUUCGGUGGUGACACGCCCUUCCGACGCUGUACAAUCGAAGGCUACGCGUUCAGGUGCGCGCGACCAGAACCAUCAAGAGAAGAAAUCUACCCAUGUUGACAACCGUCCUUGGACCAUUUCGCGGCUUUCCAGAACUAUGAGUCGCUUCUUUCGGCGGGGAAUGUCUCAUCGUAAAAGCAAAUCGAAUCCCAUGCGUUCCCGAUCAGAUUACUUCAAUGAUUUUCAGGAUAAAUUUAACGGAAACAUUGCGCCUGUGCCUUCUCACUUAAGUGCUGUGCGUUCGCCGGCGGUGACCCUGCCAUCUUCCCCAUCCGUUCCUUUACCCCCCACCGUGCCACCACUAACAGAAGAAACAGCUACUUCCACCUCAUCCGCUCUCCACUGCCACGAUGCUGUCCGCCAUCAACAUCCAGUGCAGACAGUAGCCAUGGUAUCCACGUCCACCGAGAUGCCUACUUGUACCAGUCCUCCCAGCAUCUCUUGUGUCCACCACGUCCACCACAUCCAUCAUGUUCAUCACGUCCACCACCACCUCCACCACUUGCCCCCACCUCCUCCUCCUCCUCCCGCAUCUCUGCCCUCACCAGGGUCACAAGCUGUGACCUCCUUCCCACCUCCUGUCACUGAUGACGCUGCCGCCGCUCUCAUCAUGAUGCUUGAAAACGCCGCCACUCUUGGGGAAACUCCCCCACCACCCACCUUGCCUCUCUCUGUUCUCAAGGACUCGAAGUCAGCCGAACAGCAGGUUAGCAGUGCCGGGAAUUCCCAUACCUACAGCGCCUACGGUGUUCGCGGUGGAGCAACACCCGCCUGUUGUCCAAUCUCGCCUACUCCACCACCGCCGCAGCCCCCACCACCACCACUGCCACCUCAACCGUCAUCUGCCUCUACCCUGCAUCGGCAGAACACUACAGUGUGCUCCGAUCCCCGUUGCAUCACUGCACAUUGUCGGCGUCAUGUCCAAGGUGGGCUUUGGGGCAUCUGUAAACAGUACUGUGGAUUUCUGUUGUGA